GGCAGUCACGUGAUGCGGCACAGCAAAUCAACAUUUGUAUUGUAAGGUGUUUUUUUUGGUACCUGCUCGAGCUUCUCUGUCCACGGCUCAAAGAUGGCUCAAACAGAAAAUAAGAUGUUGGUUUUGGGAGCGUUGGCUGGAGUAGCUGGUGUCAGUUUAGCUGUGGUCUGCUACCAGGGCUUCAAGUCCAGGCAGACAGGCUCAUGGAUGAUGCUGGACCCGAGAAGCACAAAAGGACAGGCAGCAGGCACCAUGUUUGUGGAUGGUCCAGGUGUGGCUGGGAGUCAGGCUGAUGUGCUGGAGCGCCUUGAAGCCUUGAUCCACUGUGUGUCUGACCUGAAGGAUGAGAUAAAGGCAUUGAAAAAUGCUCUGCCGACACUACAGGCCCAAGUGACAGAGAAACUAAGAGGUGACAGUGCGGCAGGAGGUCCUCUCCAUAGGACAAUCCCGACGCGGAGGAAAAGGGCUGCAGGAACGGCGACUGGAGUCAGAACUGGGAGUAGGAGCUCAGAGGAAGCAGAGAGUGAGGGAGGGUAUAUUACUGCACUCACAGACUCUGAGGAAGAAGAUCUAAGUGAUGCAGAACAGACGGAUGAAGAAGAACAUGUGGACAAGUUAUCAGCUCUUCUUCAGCAAGUUGACAGUUUGCAUCGUGGUUCUGAAUCUGACAAGAGAGAAAGUCUGAGAAUCCUCUUGGAGCACACAGAAGAGUUUGGGCAGACCUCCACAUUUCUUUGGCGACUCAUCCGAGCCUAUAGCGACAUCCAUGACAUAAGUUCUACCAUGGAAGAGAAGAAGACCCAUGCUGAAAGUGGAAAGAAAAUUGGUGAGGAUGCAGUGAAACUGAACCCAACAUGUGCUGAAAGUCAUCAGUGGUAUGCCAUCAUAUGUGGAAUUAUGGCAGACUAUGACACAAUGCAGAACAAGAUAAAGAAUGGAUACAUCUUUAAGGAUCAUCUGGAUAAAGCCAUUGAGCUGAAGCCACAUGACCCCUUCUCCUAUUACCUGCUUGGCCGUUGGUGCUACGCUGUGGCUCAGCUAUCUUGGAUUGAGAGAAAGGUUGCUGCCACAUUAUUUGGAGAGCCUCCAAGUGCCACAAUUGAAGAUGCACUGAAGAAUUUUCUUAAGGUUGAGGAGAUCCAGCCAGGAUAUUCCAAGACCAACUAUGUAUUUCUUGCCAAGUGCUACAAAGACCUAGGGCAGCAGGGGAAUGCAAGAAAGAUGUGUGAAGCUGCUUCUUCAAUGAGUACCACCUCCAAAGAGGAUGAAGAGGCGCAGAAGGAGCUGGACUUACUUUGGCCACUGCUAGACAUUUGACAGAGCUGUCAAGUACCACAUUCCUGACUAUAUUCUGGGUGUGCUGUGAGUGAGUGUUGUGAUGCCAUGAUGAUAAUUCACUCUGUGAGUGAAGGGAGCCUGCUGCUGCAUUCGAUCACCAUCUGCAACAGUCGGCUCUUGAGAAGCUUUUUGAAUCAGUCAUGCGGACUUGUGUUGUGCUCAUCCAGAUUGUUUUGUCAGUUGUGCAAAGCAAUCUUUGCAUUCCAGAUUAUAUCAGAUUUUUUUUUUUCCUGUCUGCACAUAACGUACUGUCUGUUAGAAUGAUGUGUACAAGGUGGAUGAAGAUUUAACAAUGGUUCAGCAGUGUGUUGUAAACUGUAGAAGAGUGGAAUGAUUCCUGCAGCUUCAUGUGAUUGUACUCUGGACAGCGUUUCUCAAUGUCUGACCAGUUAGAAGCUUCCUUCUGGUCGCUGUGAUGCAUAGCCACAUAACUUUUCCUUGACAAUAAAUGCCCCUCACUCUUUGAAAAAGUGGACCACAGUUGUUUGUCCAUCCUUCUAUGACCACUUAUAUUUCCAUCAUCAUGACAAAAGCAAACAGUAGCACCCCAAAGAAGUUUUUUCCCAACUGUCUUACUACCACAUUAUUUUUUACACCCUGCAAUUUGUAUAAUCCACGUUGAUGAACAUUCUCGAUCAUCUUCUUGAUACCUGCCUCACGUCAACACUUUGCGUUGGCAUCUGUCCAUUAAAGACAUCUGUCUUUCGUCCUCGGCUACACCUCUCACUGACAGACAUCUCUCUGUAACUGCAUUUUAACAAGCUGUACAUAAAACAGCAUGACUGUUCUACAUGUUUCUACUUGGACGUCUCCCACAUAGAUGCAUCAUCGUCUUCACAGUGGCUUCAUUUCCUGCUUUCACUGAUUAAAGUC
This is a messenger RNA of Thalassophryne amazonica, 2211 nucleotides long. RefSeq names its product regulator of microtubule dynamics protein 2. Gene Ontology annotation, molecular function: microtubule binding. The transcript is spliced from 11 exons. Lineage: Eukaryota; Metazoa; Chordata; Actinopteri; Batrachoidiformes; Batrachoididae. Gene Ontology annotation, cellular component: mitotic spindle pole; cytoplasm; spindle microtubule. The record is from RefSeq and is a predicted model, not a curated record. The coding region runs from base 94 to 1317 and encodes 407 amino acids.